GAAAGAACUGUCAAAAGUGUCAUAACAAUUGGUUGUAUUCUGCUGUGCUGAGAUAUUAAUUUUCAGAAAAAUAAUGAUUAAGCCCAAAAGAAAUUAGUACCACUGAGUUUGAUAUUGUAUUUGACUUGUUUGAUAGAUAUUAAUUAAUUUUUCACUCUAUCAUGGCUCAAGAACUUACUGAACUGUGCCAGUUGUUGUUUCCAGAUUCGGGCAGCGGAAAUGCAGAAUACUUCAGUGAAAUCAAUGAAUACGUCAAAAAAUUGGGGUCCCAAAACUGGGAACACAUAAAAAAAGAGCCAGAAAGAUUGACUGAGGAGAUGAACCAACUAACAGAGCAAACUCAAGACCUGGCAUUUACAAAUUAUAAAACUUUUGUGGAGACGGCAGAGAUCUCACGAACCAUCAUGAAGGACCUUGGGAAUUCUAAAGAAUCACUAACAAAGUUCCUUAAUGCUACUCCUGAAUUUAUACAGGAAUGCGAGAAUUUUUCGCAAAUGGCUGGAAAUAUUGUUAAGGAGAAAAGUCGCUACAGUUCCAUCCGCAACCAGAGUGAGAAGUUGCUAGAACUAUUAGAAUUACCUGCGUUGAUGCGUGAAGCCCUCUCUGCCGAGGACUAUGAGAGUGCUUUGGAUAUCUUCACAUUCAUACGGAACUUAUCCAAGCGGUAUUCUGAGAUACCUUUAGUUCAGAACACCACAUCCGAGAUCAUGACACUCUGGUUUGAGACGCUAUAUCAUUUGUUCAAUCAGCUCCGAUAUGAUUUGCCGUUGCCGCAAUGUCUUCAGAUACUCGGCUACCUCCGAAGAGCCAACACCGUAUACCGGUCUACAGAUGACGAUGGAAGCAUCCAAUACACUGGAAGCAAAACUAACACAUCUGAUGGGCUUCAUUUGCAUUUUCUGAAAGCAAGAAACGCUUGGUUCGAGAAAGCUUUGGAGGAUGCCAAAAAUACUGAAUCCAGUGAAAGACUGCUAAGGAGAAUAGUGGAGUUGCACAGAAUUCAUCUGUUCAACGUACUGACGCAGCACAAAUCUAUAUUUCUGUCCGAUGCCCACGAGUCUAGAGCGAGGGAAGACGAACUGAAUGGAACCAGUGCCUUGUCCUGUUGGUUGAAACAAAAGGUAGAAGUUUUGGCCCAAAUCCUAAACCGAGACUUACAAAACGAAGAUGAGUCCAACUUCGAAUCCCUAUUCAACCAGUGCAUGUAUCUCUGUCUAUCAUUUGGACGAGUAGGCGCCGACAUGAGAUGCACUCUAACCCCUCUAUUCAGAAAAAAUCUUCUUGCCCAAUUCUACAAAGGAUUAGAAAAAGCUGAAAACCACUUUGAGAAUCAGAUGAAGUCAUAUAAAGUUCCUACCAUAAAGAAUGUACCAAGGCCAGUGAAUGAAAAUGCUUCUGCAGGUCCGCCGGAAAGUCUAUUAGACUAUUACCCGUUAGCUGAAUACUGCAAUGGAAUGUUGAUAGUACUGAAUAUGUUAAGAAACACAGCACCGUUGAAUAUAGUGAAAGAAGUUUAUAACGCGUAUAGGAACUCUUUGAACCAGGCUGUUCAAGUUCUAACAGCAUUUUACCACAGAGAGCAGCAAGCGUUCACGGAUAUCGAGAGGCAGAAUUUUGUUUCGUUAUGCAUUUGUUUUACCGAAGAUUUUGUGCCGUAUAUAUCGAAGUGCCUAUCGCUGUCUUUUCCUUCUACUCAGAUAGCAGAGUUGCUUGGAGUUACUCUGACGGUUUUGCAAGAAAGCAAGCUUUUGCAUAUUGACCAAGUUGGGUUAUGUGAGCCUUUGAAUAGUAUUACUGGGUUGACUAUCAAUUAAAAUGUUGUAUGUGUAUAUAACAGUGUAUUAUACUAAUGUAUUCACAAUUAUUUAUAAGAAACAACGGUUAGAAGCACCAUUUCAAGUUAAUCAAUAUACUAUAAGAAGGCGAACGCAUAAGACAUAUUUUGGCGCAUUAGGUUCUCAAAUAAGACAAUAAAAGAUUUAAAAAAGAAUA
Molecule: messenger RNA, 1992 nt
Organism: Leguminivora glycinivorella
Lineage: Eukaryota; Metazoa; Arthropoda; Insecta; Lepidoptera; Tortricidae
Gene: Cog8
Product: conserved oligomeric Golgi complex subunit 8
Exons: 7
Coding region: 162-1814 (550 amino acids)
Biological process (GO): intra-Golgi vesicle-mediated transport
Cellular component (GO): COG complex
Source: RefSeq, a predicted model, not a curated record